AUGAGUUCCUCAUCCUCCUCAAGCAACAACUUCAACCCUCUCGCCGGCAACAAAAAGCCCGAGGAGCAGAGACAAACCUACACCGAGUGGGCCAAGGAGACAUACAAUGAUCAAUAUGAGAAAUGGAUGCCCUGGAUGGAAGACCAAUACCUGAAGUGGUUUGGCAAAGGUGACAACAAGGCUUCGUAUGCCACAAAGGGUUCCUGGCAUCUACGCAACCUUUCUCCCUUUGAACUCACAUGGAAGAAUUCCCCCAAGGCUAACCUUCCUUUUCCUUCCGUUCUUCGCUCGUUUCUAUUAGAUACCCUCUCCAACACCAAAGUCACUGGUAUCAACCAAGUAGACCAGCUCCAAGAUGACACCAACAAUCUCAUUGGCAACCAACUCGGUGAGAACGGACUCCUAAAGCCCGUGGGACAGUUCGUCUCCAAGGAAGGCAUCAACCGUGCCGAGCGCAACGGCAAAGAUGAAUCUGGGUCCUACGCCGGUCCUGCAUCUGGAGUAUGGGAGAAGAGCAAAGAGGGUGCGGGUAAUGUUGGCUCGGGGCUGGCAUCGGGUGCGGAGUCCGCGUCGAAUGCCACGAUAGGCAAUAUCCCUGGUGUCAAGGGAAUUAUGGGGGGUGGUGAGAAGAAAUGA
Messenger RNA from Penicillium oxalicum, 636 nucleotides. RefSeq lists its product as uncharacterized. Bases 1 to 636 code for a protein of 211 amino acids. The transcript has 2 exons. The record is from RefSeq and is a predicted model, not a curated record. Lineage: Eukaryota; Fungi; Ascomycota; Eurotiomycetes; Eurotiales; Aspergillaceae.